Molecule: messenger RNA, 3448 nt
Organism: Acromyrmex echinatior (Panamanian leafcutter ant)
Lineage: Eukaryota; Metazoa; Arthropoda; Insecta; Hymenoptera; Formicidae
Biological process (GO): poly(A)+ mRNA export from nucleus
Cellular component (GO): nucleus
Source: RefSeq, a predicted model, not a curated record
AUGCGUCUUGUGACUACUUGACUAAUGUUGAUUAAAACAGCGGUUCACGACUCGUAACCAAUUUAUUAAAGUUUUUGAUAAACGAGAGAAUUUGAUAUAAGUGGAUUUAGUAUUUAUCGCAUGGUUCUAUUUUCUUUAUAGAUUAUAGAGGAGAUCGAAAAACCAAUUAUUAAAAAGAAGAAGAGAAUUCAGUUCUGAUACUUAUGACUGAUAUUAAUUAACAAAAUAGAGCUUCAAUUAUAGAAGAGUGAUACUUCAUAUUAAAAUAUCUCACAACACACGAGAAAAUUGAGAAAAUAAAAAUGUAUAAUUGAAAACUUAAGUUUCUAUCGUUUUCUAUUGAGAGAUCUUAGUUGAUCUCUCUAGUUGAUUAUGUUAUUUGUUCGAAAAGAAAGAGACUGAUGUGCUAAAUCAACAUAGGAACUGAAAUCAGGAUAAGAACUUCUCUUCGAUACUUAUAUGAAAAGAAGCGGCACAUCUGUGAAAAAAAUACGAUUUUGAAUUAUUGUUAAAGAUAUAAAAGAACAAAACGACGGUUAUGUUCAGUGACUAGUUGGCGUAAUAUUUUUAUUAAUUUAUUGUGACGAGGCCACGUUUUUUACCACAUUAAACAUAGAUGCCAUGGGUUUUGAAGACGAAAGAAGUGAUUCAGAUGAAGAACAUGAUAAAUCCAGAAGCAGUACUCCGGAUUCGCAGAAAUCAGGUAGCAAUGCAGCAAGAAACAGAUCACAUUCUGCUAGUCCAAAAUCUUCACCUGCUAGGUCAAAUCAAUCGUCUCCAAUGCGAAACGGAUCACCAGCUUCUGUCCGUUCUAAUGCAAGUUCUAGAAAGUCUUAUUCUAGAUCAUCAUCCAGAUCACCUUCACCGAAUGGCUCCAUCUCACCAAUGAAUAACAAAAGAAGUAUAUCUAGAUCACAUUCUAAAUCUCGUUCUCCAGAACAUACAGAGACAAGUGCAAGAGAUGGCUCACAAUCACCAGCACAUUCACCGCGCUCUAUUAAAUCUGGUUCGAGAUCUCGAAGCUCCUCUCAUUCUUCUAAAAGUUCACAUCCAGCAUCAAGAAAUAAUUCGCGUUCCAGAUCAAGAUCAAAUUCUCCAAAGUCAAAUAAUACUCCAUCUAAAUGUAUAUCUUCGAAGACAAACUUUCAGUCUUCUAAAUCUCCUUCGCCGCGGGCAGUUUCUAAAUCACGAUCUCGUUCAAGAUCUCUUUCUCGAUCCCGUUCUGGCUCUCCAAAAACAUCGAUACAUUCACGGUCCCGAUCGGGAACUCCCAAGUCUUUCCAAUCAAGAUCAAGAUCAAGGUCAAGAUCAAGGUCAAGGUCAAGGUCAGGAUCAGCAAAUCCCAAACAAGUCAAAACUGGUUCAAGAUCAAGAUCAAGAUCUCUAUCUGGAUCCAAGAAAGGUUCUCGUUCGCCUUCAUCGCCAAAUCGAUCUCCAGUGGCAGAGAGACAAUCAAGAUCAAGGUCAAGGUCAAAAUCACGUUCUGUGAAUAGUUCUAGAAAAGGUUCUCCAGAUUUAGGGAAAAGCCCUCGAUUUAGAUCUCGUUCCAAUUCGGCAAAUAGAAAAUCUAAAUCAAGAUCUGUAUCAAGAUCCGGAUCUAGGAAACAAUCAAAAUCACCUUCGCGAGAACGGGCUUUGUCACGUUCAAAAUCCAAAUCGAAGUCUAGAUCCUUGUCGAGUUCAAGAAAAGGCUCGCGUUCACGAUCGCGAUCAAGAUCGCAAAAAUCUGGAUCUAGAGGAAAAUCAAGAUCUGUAUCGGGUUCACGUAAAGGUUCCGUAUCUCCUGUACAUUCAAGGAAGAAUUCUCGCUCAAGGUCCAGAUCCAGUUCGCGAUCCAAUAAAUCUAAAUCAAGAUCUCGUUCUGUUUCGAGAGCUUCGCGAUCGAGAUCUCGUUCUGGAUCCAGGAAAUCGAUAUCGAGGUCGCGAUCUCGUUCAAGGUCAAAAUCUGGCUCGAGAUCGCGUUCAGGCUCACGUUCAAGAUCAAGAUCAAGAUCGAAAUCAAGAUCCAGGUCGAGAUCAAAAUUACGAUCAAGAUCGAGGUCACAUUCUAGAUCGAGAUCAAGGUCUGGCUCCAGCGCCAAAUCUAGACAUUCAUCACGUUCUAAAUCUCGAUCUAGAUCAAGAUCUAGAUCCAUCUCCGGAUCUAGAAAAUCCAGAAGUCCUAGCAGAGAUUCGGAUAAAAUAAUUAGAAAACGAAAUAGAGCAUUAUCAGAUUCUGAAGAAGAGACUGAUGAAGUUAAAGCAAAGAAAUUAAUGAAAAAUGAUUUGUCGGAUUCCGAGCAUGAAGAUGGGAACGAAAGAAAAAAAGAUGACGAGAUGCAUCAAGAGAAGGAAGGCGAAGAUGAGGAAAAUAAGCAAUUAGAUGUAUCAAUUGUCCAUGAUCAACAGGAUAACGAAGAUUCUGACGAUGGAAUUAUUACUGGUAGUGGAAUGGAUGAUAUGCUGUCCGAUUUUGACCGUAUGUUAGCACGAAAAAAAGAGGAACAAUCUCGUAGACGUAAACGAAAGGACAUUGGUAUCAUUAAUGAUAACGAUGAUAUUAUAGCACAGUUAUUAUCGGACAUGAAAGUCGCAGCUGAAGAAGACAGAAAAUUGAAUCAUCAAAAUAAACCUGCUACAAAUAAGAUUGCCAUGUUGUCGAAAGUAUUGUCGCAACUGAAAAAGCAUGAUCUACAAUUGGCUUUCUUAGAACAUAACGUUCUGUCUGUCCUUACUGACUGGUUAGCACCGAUGCCUGAUCGUUCGUUGCCAUCUCUUAAAAUCAGAGACAAUCUUCUAAAAUUGUUAUGGGAGUUUCCAAAAAUUGACCAAUCUUCGCUGAAGCAAUCUGGUAUUGGAAAGGCUGUGAUGUAUCUUUAUAAACACCCAAAAGAAACAAAAGAGAACAAGGAACGCGCUGGAAAGUUGAUCAAUGAAUGGGCCCGACCUAUUUUUAAUUUAUCGGCGGACUUCAAGGCGCUUUCGAAAGAAGAGAGGAUGCAGAGGGACUUGGAGCAGACACCUCAAAAGAGAAGAAAAAUUGAGGACGGAGGAUCCUCUCAAAAAUCGCAGGAUAUUAAUAAGGCCUUGAAAGGAGAUUCUAAACCAUUGAGACCGGGAGAUCCUGGAUGGGUGGGAAGGGCUAGAGUUCCUAGGCCAUCUAACAAAGAUUAUGUCAUACGACCUGACUGGAAAUCAGAUAUUGAUAUUAGUAGGAGCACCAAGAAACAAAUGAGCCGAUUUGAGAGACACAUGAAGAACUACAUGGACAGUAAACGUAUGAAAUCAGCAAGAAGAGCAGUAGAUAUAUCUAUAGAGGGUCGUAAAAUGUCUUUGUAAUAUCGUAGUUUUUAUGCUUUAUACAAGGUUGAAAUAAAUCUGUGGCAAUCUCCUGAUGAUGCGCAGGAAAAGUUUGAUUUUGUUCUUGCGUAGAUCUCGGGCAAAUUAAAGAUAAAUUGCAAAACACAAA